CUCAUUUUGAAACAUAUAAAAAAAUUUACCUCAAUUCUUAUUUAGAGGAAAGAGAACACAUUUCAGUCCUGGGGAAUGUAAUAUUUACUGAUGAAAAAUAUAACAAAGGAUGCAUAAUUGCUGAUAAAAGAUUCACUUGCAGUUGCUUUGAAACAUUAACUUACAUUUGUGUUCCAUUCAAGUUAUCUACAAAUUAUAGCAGUCUUUUAAAACAGGAAAGUAAAAGUAAGAAGUCCCAAUAUUUCAAAGACAGCCAAUGGCUAAAACAAGAAAUUAGUGGUAAACUUUUCCCAAUUAAUUCCAGAAGACUGCUUAUACAUUCCUUGGAUGUUAACCAGUAUUUUACUCCAGACAUGCUUCAUAACCUUUGUCUAAACCAAAAUAUAGCAAUCAGUGUAGAAGCAAAACAGAGUAAGACUUCCCUGUGUGGAAAAAGAGCAAAACAAAGUUGCUUUGAAUUUGAAAAACUUAAGAGUGUUUUACAAUAUUGGUAUCAAACUACAUGGAUUUCAAAAGUCUCUGAGGCACCCAAGGCUAAAAAAAUAGGAAAUGUGAACUUUUCAGAUGGUAAGAAUAUUUUGUUCAGUGGCACACUUACGCCAGAAUUACUAUAUGUGAACCAAACUGCUGGGGAUGUAAAUAAGACAAAAACUGCCAUUGCUGAGCAGAGCUAUAUAAGCAAAAGAAAUCAAUAUCAGAAUUUAUGUGAGCUAUAUUUCAAAGAGGAGUGUGCAAAGUCUGUUAAUUCUAUGGACAAAUUAGCAGUAGCUUCAUGUUCAACAAAACAAAAAAGUUUUGAAGAUUCAAGAGAAGGGCAUUUUUCUGCAGAAAUUAACAGAAGAGAACAAUUUGAUUUAGUAUUGGAAGAGCUUCGUAUGUUCAAUGAAAUUAGUAAAGAAAAUGAAAAUAGUCUAUCACAAGCAGAAAUAAGUAUUCUUGAGAAAGAACCUCUUGUACUGAAUUGUUCUGACAACAUACCAGAUCAAGUUAACAGAAAUCAUCAAAAUCCAGUCAUUUCCACAACUGGUAUUACUAUGAGUUGUGCUUCUGGAGUAAAGCAGAAUAGGUAUAAAAAAAGUUUAUUUAAGCAGAUCAUACAAUCUGGAGAGCAGGAGAUACCCCACAACGACUGUUCUUCAAGUAUAUCAGAUGGAGAAUUGUUCUGUUCAUCUUCUGAAGAACGUGCUCAUUAUAAACAAUCUUUCCCUUGGAACCCUGCAUUCAUAUCUCAAACACUCAUGAAAGAAGGAAGCUAUAACUUAACAACAGAAAGAGGAAAUUGUUUACUCAGUGGAAUUAAAAGAGUACAGCCUCUUAAAACAUGUUGCGGUCCUUUAAGAGUUGGAUUGUCAAGGAAAGCUAAACUCAAGCAACUUCAUCCAUAUUUAAAAUAGUUCACUAUUACCAAUAUUUUAAGCAAACAUUAUUUUGUAUAAAAUGUUUAAAAUGGUUAUCACAUUCAUAAUUAAAAUAUUUUAUUAAUACUUCAAUAUGUAAAACACUAGCUUAUCAAUUUACUGCAAUUUUAAAAUUAACAUCUGCUAAUGAAAGUAUUCUGUGAAAUGUAUAUACAAUAUUGUCAUAUGUAAUAAAACUGAAAUGCAUAGAAAUCUGAAAUACAUAAAUACUCUUAAGUUAUUUUCAUUUAUUACAUUUUACAUUUAUUAUCAAAAUGUAAAAUUGGUGUACUGCUAUGUCAUACAGCUGUUUAAUAAAUAACCUGCCAAUUGUCAUGUUGUACAUUUGAAAGCAUUAUGGAAUGU
Molecule: messenger RNA, 1763 nt
Organism: Candoia aspera
Lineage: Eukaryota; Metazoa; Chordata; Lepidosauria; Squamata; Candoiidae
Gene: RAD51AP2
Product: RAD51 associated protein 2
Exons: 3
Coding region: 354-1394 (346 amino acids)
Source: RefSeq, a predicted model, not a curated record